Molecule: messenger RNA, 1980 nt
Organism: Paecilomyces variotii
Lineage: Eukaryota; Fungi; Ascomycota; Eurotiomycetes; Eurotiales; Thermoascaceae
Product: chitin synthase-domain-containing protein
Exons: 7
Coding region: 1-1980 (659 amino acids)
Cellular component (GO): cell septum; cell periphery
Molecular function (GO): chitin synthase activity
Source: RefSeq, a predicted model, not a curated record
AUGUCGCCAUUGGGGAGAAGUCUCCCGCAGGCGGAAGGAUACCUUCAAUUCCACAAGACGAAAGAAUACCCCCAUACACAAAUAGUACUCAUACUUUGUUUACUAUUCUUCCCGUCGCCGCCAUCGAACGGAGAGGUGGUGUUUCAAUCAGCCGACCAAGAUGGGCUGCCCAUCGCAGUCAAGACCAUCACUUUGCCUCAAAAAGUUGCGAUCGCGAAAGAAUGGCAAGAUUGCAUUACAACUGCAACACCCAAGGCUCGGGUUGAGGAUACUCCAAAGGUUCGCCGACGAGGCAGAAGGACCAUUGUCUCCCAAAAACACCUCAUGCAAGCAGCAGUCGUCCUGAUGAAUGGCUUUUUCAUCUUUGUCACCUGGUGGUGGCCUAGAUUCGCUUAUGUCCUCCUUCCAUUCAUCACCGCUACUGUCGCACUGAACAGCAUAAUGGUCUUCUCGAUCGGCGCUCAUGUUAUCUGGCAUCGCAUUUUCCCGGAAAAACAAAUCAUGCCUGAGAAGCCCGAAAACCUGGUGCUCCUCAUCCCGUGCUAUAAUGAGACCAUGGAGGAGAUGACCAAGUCACUGGACUCCCUUGUCACACAGAAGGACAUUGGCCAGCAUCCCCAAGCAGUUAUGAUUAUCUGUGACGGUAAGGUGCGCGGCCCUGGGAUGGAUAAGACGACAGCAGAUUAUCUAUUCGAAGACAUUCUCGUGCAGAAAGACUACCGUGUUCGCAUUCGCGGCGCAUACCUAGCCUGGGACCAGGAAUUCAUGGAUGUUGUUGUCCAGAAGGGCACCUACCGAGGCGUCCCGUACUUCUGCAUUGUGAAGCAGCAGAACCAAGGAAAGCGGGACAGUCUCAUUGUUGUCCGCUCGUUCCUCUACAACUACAAUGUGCGCGCGGAGCAUCCUGAAACCAUCUUCUCUCCCAGGUUCUUCGGAUUCAUGGCUUCGUUCCUGAAGGAGGCGGGCAUUGACAACGUUGACCACCUGGUCGGAAUGGACGCGGACACGGUUUUCGACGACUACUGCAUCUCCGAGCUCCUUAAGGAGUCGCGGUACCCCCACACAGUUGGAGUCUGCGGUCUUCGUCGUCUGCAUCAAUCUAUUGCCACUCAUAAAGUGUCCUGUCUUCCGGGGUGCUGUCAACUGCUGAAGAUAUGUGAAGAGACCUGUGGUCAGGAAGUCCUGGUCGAAAAGUUCGGUUAUUGUCCCACACUGACCGAUGGCAUGUUGACCCAAAUCCGGGCUACAGCCAGUGAGGACCGUAACCACGUAUGCCACAUGCUCUCUAUGCGUCCCAAAGUCCAGACCCGUCAAGCUUUGAAGGCGAAGGCCUACACCGACGUCCCGUACACAUGGUCUGUAUUCUUAUCCCAGCGCAGACGUUGGUCACUUGGUGCCACGUCUAACGACUUGCUCCUGGUGUGGGCGCCCGGUGUCCAAUGGUUCGAGAGAAUCAUCGCUGUCGUGAACUGCCUUACCUGGUUCCUGAAUUUCUUCAUUUUUGCAAGCGUUGUCAGUUUCAUCUUCGCUAUGACCCACACUCCUGCCUGGAUCAUCAUGUGUUUUGUCAGCGUUAUGUUGAUCCCUCUUGUUUACUACCUGUGCAUCCCAUUGUGGUUGUGCAAGGCCUGGCGUGACCGUUUCCAAUUCUGGGCCGGUUGUGCCCUGUAUACUUUCUGUGGUCCAUUCAUUAAUAUUUCCGUUCUACUAUAUUCAUGCUGGAACAUGGACUCUUUUGGAUGGGGAAAGACCAGAAAGCCUGAUUCUGCCUCUAAGAAAGAUGCAGCAGAAGAUAUCGUGCCGGAGCCAUCGACAUCGCCGUCAUCCUCAGAGAAACCAUCAUCAGAAAAAGGAAAGCAAAAGCAACUUGAAUUUCAACCUGCACAAGAUGAUAUCAUCUUGAAGGAUAUCAUUUUGAACAAUGCCAAUGAGAACGAAGAAAGGAAGGUUCCUGCAUUCCAAAGGCAGGACGGGCAAUAG